Molecule: messenger RNA, 2094 nt
Organism: Didymosphaeria variabile
Lineage: Eukaryota; Fungi; Ascomycota; Dothideomycetes; Pleosporales; Didymosphaeriaceae
Exons: 3
Coding region: 1-2094 (697 amino acids)
Source: RefSeq, a predicted model, not a curated record
AUGUCCACCGCCGGGCCCGCCAGGCCUCCCGACGGGGCCACCGCCCUCUGGGCCAUGUGGCCUUGGGCCUCCAAGAAUUACGCUGCCGUGUGCGAGGGAGAUGUCUUCUCCGUGCUCUUUGGACUCAGGCACGUCGUCCGCAACUUCGAGUUCGCACCCGUCGACGGGGCGGUAUGCCUCGAAGAGCCUGGCUUCCCACCGCAGGCUACGUACGCGCAGAGGCUCCUCUCCAUCCGCCAUCGCAUGCUGAAGGACCCCCACGCAUGCCGCUUUGUUCAGUUUGAUGUGAAGAGCACCACCGGGCUAGAAGCGGGUUCGCAGACAUCCCUCACAGCCGUCAGACAGCACCGCAAGACCGCCUUCUGGAUCAUCGUGUGCGCGAGCGAUCCCAGCUUCGUUUCGCUGAUACCCAACAUACCUACGAUGCGUCGGCGGCGUGAAGGAGAACACCUCUUCGCUGUCAAUUCUACGAGGCGGCUUGCCGUCAGCGGUAUCGCGUAUGGCUACCUGGACCCCGAACAUGCAGCCCAUCGCAUGCCUCUUGGUCUCCUGCAGACCGCCGUGGAGAGGGUGCGCGCAUGCGCCAUCGCAAGCGCAUCCGGUGACAGGCAGGACUACGUGAAUCCGUGGACGGGGGUGGCGUACCGCGGCUGGGUGCCGGCAAUCACGGAGUCGACGGACGACAUGUGGCCGCGCGAGGACACGGAGCACUCCGGCGCAUCCCUCGGGAUCCUGGCGCUGUGGCGGGAGCUGCGUCUGGCCAGCGGCGACGGCGAGGACGUCCAGUUCGACAUGGUGGGCCUGCAGCCGCGCCUGGCCGACAUGAAGGUCGUCUUCAAGCAGCGGCAGUGGCUGAUCCAGUGCAAGAGCGACACCCAAGAUCGUCAACCGGGCCAGUUCGGCGACGUUGCCAUCGCCCGCGAAGGGGAUAGGUACGCAGGCCGUCGCGGGGACGACGGCGAAGCGCCGUGCUCCAUCCACCACUUUUUCUCCUCGCACGAUCGGUUCGACUUUUUGCUGUACGACUUCCGCUUCGACGGCGGUGAGCAACCGCUGACGACGGGCUUCUUCUUCCUCCCAGAGCGCGUGCUGCCAGACGAGUUCUUCACAUCGUCGGACCAGACGAUCGAGGCCAGCUUCGCCCGCGAGGAAUUUCUCAGGUACUACAUGACGAUUGAGGAGAACGGAGACUGGGCGAGGCACAUUUUGGACGUCAUCGACGAUAAUCCGGCACCCCGUCGGGCGUCUCGACCGCACCGCGAGUGCGCGGUGCGCCGUCCGCUGGCCUGGAGGGUGGUGUCCCGCUUGAAGCAGCUGCAGAUGCCCGGGCUCGCGCCGGAACAGCGAUUGCCCAACACCGCUGCUGCCAUCUGCCACAGGCGGCUCUUCCGCGGCGUGCUCGACCAGUGCGCAACGAGACUGUCCGGCAUCAUCGUCGUCUUCGCCUAUAGACACGCCGCCUGCGAUUUCGCCUUCGCCCCUUAUGCGUGGACAGCCUCGGAGAGGGACGCAUACUGGACGACGGGCAAGCCCCCCGUCACCGUGCAGGACCUCCCUGCUGCCAUGCCCAUGGUGCCCUUCUACGCUUUCGCGCACGGCACGCGCUGCGACUGGAGGGGGCCUAUGCUCUCCGGUGCUGAGUUCCGUAGGGCGAAUUCCUGGGCACUACCGCGCAUACUACUGUUCGACGCCACGGCUGCAAAAGACACGGCAGGGCCGCUCUUUGUAAUACCUACCCCUGACCUCAGCGUCACGGCGCGGCAUCGACGAGAGUACCAGCUUCAUGUAGAGGUGGACAAGAAGAAAGGUGAUCGACACGGCAGGGUACCCCUCGUACGAGAGCUACUCCACACUGGGCGCAACAUCGUCGACUAUGCGAUGCCAAAGCUGGGCCCAAACGCAUACGAGACGACGAGCGAGGAUGGCUGGGGCGAGCUGUGGGCGCUUCUGGACAGUUUCGCCGGCACGACCCCGUUCGCCUACCCCGAAGGCUGUCGGCGGGAGCCGCGAGAGUACAGAACGACGCUGAAGCAGCUGCACGAGCGAUGGUGGGAGGAGGAGACCAGGCGUGCGGAAGAUGGUGCCGGGACGUAG